Dromiciops gliroides (monito del monte) is the source of this 4592-nucleotide messenger RNA. RefSeq names its product collagen type I alpha 2 chain (gene COL1A2). The coding region runs from base 160 to 4263 and encodes 1367 amino acids. Gene Ontology annotation, molecular function: extracellular matrix structural constituent. The record is from RefSeq and is a predicted model, not a curated record. The transcript is spliced from 52 exons. Lineage: Eukaryota; Metazoa; Chordata; Mammalia; Microbiotheria; Microbiotheriidae.
CCGACCUUAUUUUAGCAUCCAGCCGGCGGCCGGUGGUCUUCCUGUCGGCCGGACCCGCAACUCAGCAAUCUCCACUCCUCCGGCAGCCCCCGGCCCGGCCCGCGCCCCAAGGAGUCUGCAUGUCCGUCUGAGUGUCCGUCCGUCCCUCGGACCGCAGACAUGCUCAGCUUUGCGGACGCGCGCCUCUGGCUGCUGCUCGCGGCCACUUGGUGCCUGGCCGCAGCUCAGGCUGUACAAGAGACACCCAAAGGAAGAAAGGGACCACAAGGAGACAGAGGCCCACGCGGUCCAAGAGGUCCCCCAGGCCCUCCCGGCAGAGAUGGUGAAGAUGGUCCCCCAGGCCCUCCCGGGCCCCCUGGUCCUCCUGGCCUUGGUGGGAACUUCGCAGCCCAGUAUGACAGUAGCAAAGGAAUGGACUUAGGCCCAGGACCGAUGGGUUUGAUGGGACCCAGAGGCCCCCCUGGUGCCAGCGGACCUCCCGGUGCCCAAGGCUUCCAAGGACCUGCCGGCGAGCCUGGAGAGCCUGGUCAGACUGGCCCUGCUGGUUCCCGAGGACCCCCUGGACCCCCUGGAAAGUCUGGUGAAGAUGGUCACCCUGGGAAGCCUGGAAGGCCUGGUGAGAGAGGCAUCGUUGGACCACAGGGUGCUCGUGGCUUCCCUGGGACUCCCGGCCUGCCUGGAUUCAAGGGAAUUCGGGGGCACAAUGGUCUGGACGGAUUGAAAGGACAAGCUGGUGCUCCUGGUGUCAAGGGGGAACCUGGUGCCCCCGGUGAGAAUGGAACUCCCGGCCAAGCAGGAGCCCGAGGCCUUCCAGGAGAGAGAGGGCGCAUUGGAGGCGCUGGCCCUGUGGGAGCCCGUGGAAGUGAUGGGAGCGUUGGCCCCGUUGGUCCUGCUGGUCCCAUCGGCUCUGCUGGUCCCCCUGGCUUCCCAGGUGCCCCUGGCCCCAAGGGAGAACUCGGCCCUGUCGGCAACCCUGGCCCCGCUGGCCCCGCCGGUCCUCGUGGGGAGCUGGGUCUUCCCGGCUUGACUGGCCCUGUUGGCCCUGCAGGUAAUCCUGGUGCCAACGGUCUCACAGGAGCCAAGGGUGCUGCAGGACUCCCUGGUGUCGCUGGAGCCCCCGGUCUGCCUGGUCCUCGAGGUAUCCCUGGUCCUGCAGGCGCUGCUGGUGCCUCUGGUCCCAGAGGACUUGCAGGUGAGCCUGGUCCUGCUGGUUCCAAAGGAGAAAGUGGAAACAAGGGGGAGCCGGGUUCCGCCGGGCCCCAAGGCCCUCCCGGCCCCAGCGGUGAAGAAGGCAAGAGAGGACCCAAUGGCGAGCCAGGGUCCACCGGCCCCACAGGACCCCCAGGACUCAGAGGUGUCCCAGGAUCCCGGGGUCUUCCUGGAGCUGAUGGCCGAGCUGGUGGCAUGGGUCCCCCUGGUAACCGCGGCCCCUCUGGUCCUGCUGGAGGGAGAGGCCCCAAUGGAGAUGCUGGCCGGCCUGGUGAGCCUGGUCUCAUGGGCCCCAGAGGUCUGCCUGGCUCCCCUGGAAAUACUGGCCCCACUGGGAAAGAAGGCCCUGCCGGUCUUCCUGGUGCUGAUGGCAGACCUGGCCCCACGGGUCCUGCUGGGAACAGAGGUGAACCUGGUAACAUUGGCUUCCCCGGGCCUAAAGGCCCCAAUGGUGAUCCUGGCAAAAGUGGGGAAAAAGGUCAUGCUGGUCUUGCUGGAGCUCGGGGAGCCCCCGGCCCUGAUGGGAACAACGGUGCUCAGGGACCCCCUGGCCCUGCUGGUGUCCAAGGUGGAAAAGGUGAACAGGGUCCCGCUGGUCCUCCAGGCUUCCAGGGUCUACCUGGCCCCUCAGGCCCUGCUGGUGAAGGUGGCAAAGUAGGAGAAAGGGGUCUCCCUGGUGAAUUUGGCCUCCCCGGACCUGCUGGCCCAAGAGGUGAGCGUGGUCCCCCUGGAGAAAGUGGAGCAGUCGGUCCUACAGGUGCCAUUGGAAGCCGAGGUCCAUCUGGCCCCCCAGGCCCCGAUGGCAACAAGGGUGAGCCUGGUGUCGUUGGUGCCCCUGGCAAUGCUGGUCCCGCUGGGUCUGGUGGCGUGCCUGGAGAGCGAGGUGCUGCUGGUGUCCCUGGAGGCAAAGGAGAGAAGGGUGAAACUGGUCCCAGAGGUGAAUUUGGCAACCCAGGCAGAGACGGCGCUCGGGGAGCUCCUGGUGCGAUAGGUGCCCCAGGUCCAGCUGGAGCCACUGGUGAGAGGGGUGAAGCCGGUCCUGCUGGCCCUGUUGGCCCCACUGGUGCUCGAGGUGCUCCUGGUGAUCGCGGAGAGGCUGGGCCCGCUGGGCCCAAUGGAUUCGCUGGACCUCCUGGUGCAGCUGGCCAAGCUGGAGCAAAGGGAGAACGCGGAACCAAAGGACCCAAGGGAGAAAACGGUGUUGUCGGCCCCACUGGCCCUGUGGGUGCAGCUGGCCCCGCGGGUCCUAAUGGCCCCCCUGGUCCUGUUGGAGGUCGUGGUGAUGGUGGCCCCCCUGGGGCGACUGGUUUCCCUGGUGCUGCUGGAAGAACUGGAUCCCCUGGCCCUGCUGGUAUCACGGGACCUCCCGGCCCCCCUGGUGCUUCCGGCAAAGAAGGUCCUCGUGGUCCUCGUGGUGACCAAGGUCCCAUUGGCCGUGCUGGAGAGACAGGUGCUGUUGGCCCCCCUGGCUUUUCUGGAGAGAAGGGUCCUCCCGGAGAGUCUGGUGCCACUGGUCCCCCCGGCUCCUCAGGUCCCCAAGGUCUUCUCGGUGCUCCUGGUAUUCUCGGUCUGCCUGGCUCCAGAGGAGAGCGUGGUCUUCCUGGGAUCUCUGGCUCCCUGGGUGAGCCUGGGCCUCUUGGCAUUGCUGGUCCUCCGGGUGCUCGAGGGCCCCCUGGUGCCGUAGGUAGCCCUGGUGUCAAUGGUGCUCCUGGUGAAGCCGGUCGUGAUGGUAACCCUGGCAACGAUGGUCCCCCGGGCCGAGACGGUCUCGCUGGUCACAAGGGAGAGCGCGGCUACCCCGGCAAUCCUGGUGCUGUUGGUAAUGCUGGUGCUCCCGGCCCUCAUGGGACGGUGGGUCCUGCUGGCAAACCUGGAAACCGAGGUGAACCGGGUCCUGCUGGCUCAGUGGGUCCUGUCGGCCCCUUCGGUGCAAGAGGCCCCAGUGGUCCCCAAGGUCCUCGAGGUGACAAGGGAGAACCUGGAGAGAAAGGACCAAGAGGAUUGAAUGGCUUCAAAGGGCACAAUGGAUUUCAAGGCCUUCCCGGCAUCUCCGGACAACACGGUGACCAAGGUGCUCCAGGCUCAGUUGGCCCUGCCGGCCCCAGGGGUCCUGCGGGUCCUUCUGGCCCUGUUGGCAAAGACGGUCGCCCUGGACACGCAGGUGCUGUUGGGCCUGCUGGCCAACGUGGUUCUCAAGGCAGUCAAGGCCCUGCUGGUCCCCCUGGCCCCCCUGGCCUGCCUGGUCCCCCUGGCCCAAGUGGCGGUGGCUAUGAUUUUGGUUACGAAGGCGAUUUCUACCGGGCUGACCAGCCUCGCACCCAGGCUUCCCUCAGACCUAAGGACUAUGAAGUGGAUGCUACUCUGAAGUCUCUCAACAACCAAAUUGAGACCAUCCUCAGCCCAGAAGGUUCCAAGAAGAACCCUGCUCGUACCUGCCGGGACCUGAGACUCAGCCACCCCGAAUGGAGCAGUGGGUUCUACUGGAUUGACCCCAAUCAGGGCUGCACCAUGGACGCCAUCAAAGUAUAUUGUGACUUCUCCACUGGGGAGACCUGCAUCCGAGCCCAGCCCGAGAACAUCCCUGCCAAGGCCUGGUACAAUAACAGGAAUCCCAAGGUCAAGAAGCACGUGUGGUUUGGGGAGACACUCAAUGGUGGCACCCAGUUUGAAUACAACACAGAAGGUGUAACUUCAAAGGACAUGGCCACACAACUGGCCUUCAUGCGCCUGCUGGCCAACCAUGCCUCUCAGAACAUCACCUACCACUGCAAGAACAGUGUGGCUUACAUGGACGCCGAGAGUGGCUCUCUGAAGAAGGCCGUCAUCCUGCAGGGCUCCAAUGACGUAGAGCUCACUGCCGAAGGCAACAGCCGCUUCACCUUUACUGUCCUGGAAGACGGCUGCUCAAGAAAGACCAAUGAGUGGGGAAAGACUGUCAUCGAAUACAAGACCAACAAGCCCUCGCGCUUGCCCUUCCUUGACAUCGCACCUUUGGACAUUGGCGAUGCAGACCAAGAAUUCCGUUUGGACAUUGGCCCAGUCUGUUUCAAAUGAAUGAACUCAAUCUAAAUUUAAGAAAAUGAAAAGAGAAAAAAAAGACAACCAAAAAGUGUUCUCUCUUUACCAUUUCUUCCUUCCUUUUUUGUACUGAGAUCUGAUUCCUUCUGUUUCUUCUGCUUAAACUCUGGGCAAAAGAGGCAGGGUCAGGACUAUUGGAGCACCGUGCAAUGCAGUUUAAUACAGGUCCCUAAUCCCCGCCCCCUCCCUAAAGGACUUGGAAGUGUCUCAACAUCCUAACACCUUGUUGUGGGAAAGGUCAACUUUUGUAAAGAACAGAAACCAAAAAAGAAAAGAAAAAAUAAAAACCAUAAACGUUUGCACCA